Molecule: messenger RNA, 1140 nt
Organism: Penaeus vannamei (Pacific white shrimp)
Lineage: Eukaryota; Metazoa; Arthropoda; Malacostraca; Decapoda; Penaeidae
Source: RefSeq, a predicted model, not a curated record
AUGGCGAAGUCUGCACCGGAGUGUAAGCGACCAGGUAGUGUUCCUGUUGGUCUUUCGGAGGGAGAACGUGUGCGAGAUUCCUCUUGGAAAGUUGCUGUAUGUCGCCACGAAGUAGGUUGGCUCAUGCAAGCCCUCCUAGGAGAUUUCCGAAGUGCAGGUGGAGACACACGCUGGUUAGCAGGCUUGCAUCAUGCUCCUCCCAAAUUCUCAGCUCUGGCCUCCAUUAACAACAUCUUAGCACACCAGCCCUGGCUGCUCUCACCACAGCAUAUACAGCAAUUAACAAAGGGUGAAGACAGCUGGUCACUUGGGGAACUGUGUCAGGCACUUUGCAUUAUGACACAUUUCCAUGCCCUUGCAACCUUCUUGCAUGGCUGUGGACUGUCUACUUAUACAAUUCCUAAAAAAGAAAAGGAUGUGAUAACAGUUGACAGAAACACUUGCAGCAGUAAAGUAUCUUCACCUUGUCUCCAGUCAAGACAGCCAUGUCCAGAAGCUCCAGAAAGUUCAACCACUAAUUCAUCUUGUAAACUUAAUUCCAGGUCUGACAUAAGGAAGUCAGGUACAGUAAACGAAACUAGACACAAGCAAAGGGUCUAUGCUCACCUAACACUGAACCCAGGUUUUACAUAUGAAGAUUUUAACUGCAAUGAUGAGUCACGUAUACCUUCUUUAUCAAUUCAGGAAUAUAAUUGGCAAGAUCAUGGAUAUGCAAUGUGUUCACGACUGGCAGGAGAGGUUGGAGCCUUCCUUGAUGAACGAUUUACUUCUGCUCUUACUGUAGCCCACGUUCCAACACAGACACAGUUAUCUAAGUCAAAUGCAAGCUGUUCUCCAAGUACAGCUAUUCUCGAUCAACAAAAUAAUCCAAUACCCAGUUCGCUAAUGUAUGAUCAGACUUCUCCUCUCCCUGCAAAAGCAUUAUGGAAUUAUGUUCAGUGGCUCUUAGGUAUUCACCAUGAUGACUGUGACUACAAUGCACUGAAUAAACACUUGGAUCCACAACUGAAGGCAUUCAUAAAAAAAGCAUGUUGCUUCCCAGAAACCCUAAGUGAUUCCAAUACAAUGACUACAAAUGGUGUUCAAGCUAGAGUGGUAAGUAUUUUUUUUUUUACUAUUUGGUAAUUUAUAUUAUAUUUC